Messenger RNA from Mangifera indica (mango), 987 nucleotides. RefSeq names its product two-component response regulator ARR17-like. The transcript has 5 exons. The coding region runs from base 353 to 775 and encodes 140 amino acids. Gene Ontology annotation, biological process: cytokinin-activated signaling pathway; phosphorelay signal transduction system. The record is from RefSeq and is a predicted model, not a curated record. NCBI's taxonomy places the organism in Eukaryota, Viridiplantae, Streptophyta, Magnoliopsida, Sapindales, Anacardiaceae.
AUAUUAAAGAAGAUGGAAGGAGUCUUUGCAGAGAGAGAAAGAUGGGAUAUGGAGGGAAGAAUGUGACAGAAUCAAAUCGUAAAGAGAACCCAAAAAGGAUCACGAAAUAUCUGUGAUCUACUUCGAUUCUACCAUUCGUUUAUGUCUUGUGGAUUAUCAAAAAAUUUUAUCUUGAUUCAUUUUUUCACCCACCAACCUGUCUUUUUCAUUAUUAUUUCAGUUUGCCUUUCUCUAUUCUCUAUAUAUACACCACAACACCAGCUUGCAUUUCGUUUAUCCAUCUCCUGUGACUUUAUUUUUGUUUCUUUACGUACUGUUUUUCUCUUCCCUAAUUUAUUGUGCCAUUUCGUUCAUGGAGGUUACAUCCUGUUCAUCAAAGCCUCAUGUUUUAGCUGUUGAUGAUAAUCUUGUUGAUCGAAAAUUGGUUGAGAUGUUACUCAAGAAGUCCUCUUGUAAAGUGACAACUGCAGAGAAUGGGCUGAGGGCUUUGGAGUAUCUGGGUUUGGCUGAUGAACAAGAGAAUGCCCUGGAGAGCAAUGAAUCCAAGGUGAGUAUGGUGAUAACAGACUAUUGUAUGCCAGGAAUGUCAGGUUAUGAGCUUCUAAAGAAAAUCAAGGAAUCUUCUGCAACAAAGGAGGUUCCAGUUGUUGUAGUUUCAUCAGAGAACAUCCCAACUCGUAUUAACAAGUGCUUAGAGGAAGGAGCUCAAAUGUUCAUGCUGAAGCCUUUGAAAGCAUCAGAUGUGCAGAAAUUGACAUGCCAUUUGGUUAAUUGAAGUGGUAGCUAAUGACAUAAUUUUCAGAGUUUGAAAAAACACCCGCAAACAAUAACUUCAUAAUUUACAGAAGAACUUCCAUACAAAUGACUCUUUCAUAAGAUAAAUUUGCUUCUGUUGCUGCAAAUCCAUUUUUUUCCCCUCAAACAUGACUCUAUUACAUCAUUAUUGCAUUAAGAUUCAUAGUUUCAAUGAUUUCUUUUUCUCUUUAA